Messenger RNA from Elaeis guineensis (African oil palm), 749 nucleotides. Lineage: Eukaryota; Viridiplantae; Streptophyta; Magnoliopsida; Arecales; Arecaceae. The record is from RefSeq and is a predicted model, not a curated record.
UCGCUCCUUCUUUCCUCGUCCUCGUCGCUCUCCAGCAGGUAUUUGGGGGCUGGCAGAAUAGAAAGGAGUUCGAUAUAACAUCUAUAGUGACAAUGGAAGAUCAGAGGCAAUCUUAUGAAAAUAAGGAUCAUGAUGGAAAGUAUGCUUUGAUAAGAGAUGAAGAAGACUUCCGAUGGGGGUUGUAUGAGAGGCCCCUGCCAUGCUUCGGGUGUGGGAUAGGCUGGUUUUCUUUCCUUAUAGGAUUUCUUUGCCCCUUGAUGUGGUAUUAUGCCACAGUUCUGUAUUUUAGCAAUUACUACCGCAAAGAUCCAAGAGAACGAGCUGGCCUUGCUGCUUCUGCAAUAGCUGCAUUGAUCUGUACAGCUGCAGCCUUCAUAACUGUAGCUGCCAUUCUUCUCUAGUGCAAGCAAUAUCUUAUUACCUGGAUUCCUCUGUAGAUACCACUGUUGUUGCAGGGCAAAGAGCAAGUGACAGAAAAUAUCAAAUACCAUUCACCCUGUCAAUCUUGCAUACUGUAAGAAUGCCACGGACUAUAUGAGAUAAAAUAUAGUUGUGCUGGACCAAUGAUAAGAAUGUGGAUUGCUGCUCUUAUUUUGUGGAGGUGAACAUGUUUUACUAGAGCGCCCCCUCCAACAUCUUAAUAUGUGAAUUGAUGAGCUAUCUGUGGUUAGCAGAAUCUGACUUGCUCAUUCUGGGCAAAUUUCUUGAUGUUAAUUUGCUUACAAAUAUAUUAUUUAAAAAAAAAAAAA